AUGGCACCCCUUACGCCCCAUUGGACCCAGCCGUCCCACCCGGACGUCCAGGAGGUCGUCAAGGCAAGCGAAACCGAGUUCCUCACCAAGAGCUUCUCCAAGGUCUCCCUGCCGCCCUUUGCCGUCUUUGCAAAGAUGUCGUUCCCGCCCUGCGACUUGGCCGACGAGCCCACAUAUGCCACCGUCCAGUGCGGCAAGGACAAGCACCUGAACCUCAACAGCGACCUGCUGUACAUCAACCACUCUUGCGAACCGUCUCUUAUUUUUGACACGGGCAACUUCAAUGUCCUGGCUGGCCCGAAAGGACUCCAGCCGGGCGACGAGCUGACUUUCUUCUACCCCUCGACCGAGUGGCACAUGGCCCAGCCCUUUGACUGCUUCUGCGGCACCCCGUCGUGCCGCGGCACCAUCGGCGGCGCGCGCGACAUGUCCCGCGCCCAGCUCGAGGGCCUCUGGCUCAACGGCCACAUCCGCGAGCUCCUCGAGGAGCGCGACUCCGGGGUCCGGUCUGGAAACGACAGCGACCCCACGGCCCAGGCGCUGAGAGACGCCCUCAAGGCUGCCGAGCGCGUUGUCGAGGCCGCCCGCUCCGCCCUCCGUUCCUACACCGAGGCCACCGGCAGCGGCGACGGCCCGCAGCAGCGCCAGACGUCCAAGAACAGCGUCAACGGCACCAAGACCAAGGGCCUCCCCUCGUCCGCUUCCCGCGAGCAGCUGGGUGCCGUGGGCGCCGGCCGCAACGGCGCGAGUGCCAGGGAGUUGGGCGGCGAGAUGGGCGGCGACACGCGCGCUGCGUAA
Colletotrichum spaethianum is the source of this 798-nucleotide messenger RNA. Its product is annotated as histone-lysine N-methyltransferase ash1. The record is from RefSeq and is a predicted model, not a curated record. The transcript has 3 exons. Lineage: Eukaryota; Fungi; Ascomycota; Sordariomycetes; Glomerellales; Glomerellaceae. The coding region runs from base 1 to 798 and encodes 265 amino acids.